CCCUCCCUGCUGCUCCGUCUCAUUCUCUCUGUUACUACAUCCAUGCCUAUAUGAGAUAGAGAAUCUGCCAUUGCUGCUCUUACGGAAGCUAAACUUAGUAGUAAUGUGGUUCACGGUUCCACCAAAAUUUGGCUUGUUCAUGGGAUGAAUAUCUCCAUAAUUUGUUCCUAUUUCCUCCGAUUUGGUUGUCUUAUCUCCCCUUAGUCGUCGCUCAUUUGCUUCACCCUCUCUUUCUAUCUCUAUGUUUGUUUUUCUCCGCAUGGCCUAAAACAACUCUCCCUCCCUCCCCGUCUGUCUGUAUGUGUUCGCUGGACCUACGCACAAAAGAAUGUAGUUGGCUUUGAGUAGGACUUGAAGUUCAUAGUUUCGGGUUCCUCUGCUUCUCUUUCUUGAAGACGAUGCCUUCAUUUCAAUUAUCUCCCUCUCUCUCUGUGCAGGAAUUACGCACAAAAGAAUAUAUUUGGUUUUGAGGAGGAUUUGAAGUUCAUGGUUUGGGCAUACUCUGCUUCUCUUUUCUGAAGAAGGAUGCCCGUCAUUUCAGAACUACUCUCUCAGUCCCUCUCCCUCUCUCUCUUUUAGGCAGAAAAAAGUUGAUUGGAGAUGUUUAAACCCUAUUGUUGGGCCAUCUUUUCUUAGACCCUAGCUUUCUAGGGGAAAAGCUUCCACUUUCUACAAACUAGUUCAUUCUUGCCUUUCGCUUUUUCUCUCAUAUUCUUUUUGGCAGAUAGAUGCAUGUGGUUUAUCUGAGAGCAAUCUCUGUUGUCUCUGCAUGUCAUAAAACUGGUCCUUCGGAUUGAAUGGCUUUCACAUUUUCAGGCUUUCAAUGAAGGAAUCUGGGUAGCUCUUAAAGUGGUUUGUGUCUUUUGAAGGAUAACCUUUUGUUCAAUAUCUUCAAUUUUUCCCCUCUUAGUUGUCAAGAGAGAGAGAGAGAGAGGAGAAAAGGCCUUGGGGAGGUUUUGAAAUGGGUGAGAGGCCGGGAAAGAUGCUUUCAACUUUGACUGUGGCAGAGAAACCACGCUCUAAGCCUGCUGGUUGCGUUGGUAUAUUCUUUCAACUCUUUGACUGGAACAGGAGGUUUGCUCGGAAGAAGCUCUUUUCCAACAGAUUCCUUCUUGGAGCGAGACCCAAGAAGGCAUCCAAGAAGUUCGGCGACGACAAGCUUCCCAUGGCUAAGCUGCUUCUGAUUGCUGAUGAAAAUAGGGGUGGAUUUCCAGACACGAAAAAGUCAGCAGUCGAUGGCAGUUCUUCAAAAGUUGCUGAAAAUAUGCGUACUAGCGUCCGUUUUCCAGGCGCCAUCGGCCGGUUAAUGGGUUUGGAGACAAUGCCGACAAGAGGCUUCUCAGAACCUGCUUCACUGGAACCACAGAAGCUCCAAACACAGAGAAAGACAUCCGAUUCACUUUAUGAUGAUCAAUGCCCAAUAUCUGGAAAGAAACUGGUGGAGUGUAGACCUCAGAAGCUACAGAAAACAGGGAUCUUUGAGAGGCGGCCAGUUACCAAAUCGAAAAAGGAGCCUUUUCAAUUUAAAAGUGCAGUUUCCCGCUCAAGGAGGCAGCAUCAGAAGCUCAUCACUCCUGUUGAAAGCUCUGGCAUUCUUCAUGGUAGAAAUGCCGUGCGCUUAAUGGAAGCUGCUACCAAAAUUUUAGAACCUGGAUUGCUUGCCUCUAGCAGAACAAGAUGUGCUCUCCCUUGCUCUACGAAACCUCAAUUGGCAUGUGCAGAGAAGGCAGAUAGAGAAACGGGCUACAUGAGCAGUUUGAAUGAUGACUUUGAGUGUUUGAGGGAUUUUUUUAUUAUUGACGACCAAGAAUCUAUAGCCUUCUCUUCCUCUUAUUCAGAUGCUAAUAUAAGUCAUAAUGGAGGUUAUAGUGAGAAAAAGUCCUGCUCUUGGUUUCCUCCUGAGGAAGACAGUGGGAUUGCUAGAAAUUUGCAAAGUGGGAGGUCAGAUGUUCAGAAAAAUGAAGAGAAGCUCAAGCCCAAUGUCAAGAGAAUAGCAGAAAGCGUUGAGAUUAUGGGCACCGGGAGGCCUUUCGAUCAGAAAGAGCAUAAGCCGGACGUCCCAGAUAAGAAAGGUAACUCUCAGAAGCAUGGGCGAACAAAUGUUAAGGCCAGCUUAUCCCCUGAUUUACUUCCGCUGAACAGCAGGAAGCAGAAUCAGAUUUUCUGCAGCAAAUAUAGAACAUAUGAACAUGCCAAUAAAAACAGUAGGCGAUGUUCAUCUUGCGAGGCUUCAAAGGAGAGUGCUGCUUUCACCAGAAAUCUGAGCAGCUUGGCACGAAGCGGGUCAUGUGCAAAAGAAGUUAAAAACAAGUACUACAGCAUUGACAAAAGGGAUGAUCCAUUGUCAAAAGCGAAUGUUUUGCAUUGUAGAAAAAGACCUGUGGAGUGUGCUUCUCAAGCUGGAAUCAUGGGUUCUGCGGUGCAUCCAAAUGGAAGAAAGGGUAAACUCUCGAAUACUGGCAGCAGAAGUAAUGCUUCCAAAGAUCAUCCCUUGGCUCCAACCAGUCUCAGAACGCAGCGACCAAAACAUACGUGUUAUCAGCAUGGAUUUCCUGUUCAUGUGGGGUAUAUAGAUACUAAUGGUAGUGAUGAAAAUACAGUCUCCUUCACAUUCACGUCAUCUGUGAAGCCGCCACUACCUGUCUCUCCGAACCAGCAAGGUGGGAAGAACAGUCAAGCUGAGUUUAUUUGUGCUGCCUCCAAAUCAACCAACGAUCACUGUAGUAAGUCACGAAAUAGCUUUCAACAGAAGAAGAGAUGCUCCAAUGUAAAUACCAAAAAGCUGACAUCUCAGGAAUCAAAAGAACUGCAAGGAGACUCUUUAAGUGCUCUUUUAGAAAAGAAACUAAAAGAACUGACCUGCAGUGAUGGGAUUGAGUUGUCAAGGCUUUUGCCUGAAACUUGUUCCAUGAGGCAUUCUGAAGCUCCUCUAGAAUCUCCAACUGCUUUUUUGGUACUUCAAGACCUUACAUCUGCCUUGACUGCUAAGAGAUCUGCAUCUGAGGAACUGCAAAGGGCUACUUCUUUGGGGUAUCCUGAUGGCGAUAGUAUGCAUGUUGGUUAUCUUGCAGAAACUGAAUGCUCGUCAACUUCUGAUGGAAUGAUCGAGGCCCAAAGUCCUCAGGAGGUUGCGCAGGGAUUUGUUGGCAACAGAAAACCAUUUGCAGGAUCUCCAUGCGAAAAUAGAAAUGAUCAUGAGAGUUCAAUAAGAUCUGAUGGAAAAACCAAGUUUUCCAGAUUUCCAUUUCCAAAUGAUUGUGCUCAUCCAAGUCCUGUAUCAAUUCUUGAUGCAUCCUUCUCCAAUGAGAGUUGUGUUUCAUCAGAGAGCAAUGAUGGUUGUGGAGCUACUCACCUCCGCCUGUCCUUCACUGAUUGUUCCCCACGGAGACUGCAGCAAUAUGAUGCUGACAUGGAGCUGGUAGAUUCAGCAACCUCAUGGAAUAGCAGUAAUAUUGGAAGAGGCAGAAAAGAUAUCGACUGUCGUCAAAUAUGCAUUGCCGAUGAAGAAUCCUUUGGAAUUCUAUCAGAAGUUACGUCUGCAUCUUCUGAGGAGAUGGAGUUUUUCUAUGUUAUGAAAGUCUUAUCGAGUAUACAACUAACAUUUGAAAACAUCGCAUUGUUUGGUGCAGAUCCACCCCAAUUCUCAGACCCACUUUUGUUUCAAAAGUUAGAAACCAUGGUUUAUAAGCACUCAAAAUGUAAGUACAGCACAGUUUUUAUGAGAGCUGAUGGGUGUCACAUUAGAAGAUUUGUGUUCGACUGUGUGAUGGAAAACUUAGCUCUGAAAAUUGGUAGGUAUAGUAGAUCUAUUUACAGGGCAUUAGGAAAACUAUCCCUGUCACUAAGCCAAGAAAGACUAAGGAAGGAAGUUUAUGAGGAGGUCAGCAAGCAUAGAAAUUUGGCCGGUAGGGUUCUGGAUGAUAUUGUGGAGUGGGACAUGAACUCUCCACUGGGCAAAUGGACAGACUUUGAAAUCGAGGCUUUCGAGACAACACUAGAGAUUGAGAAGUACAUACUACAGACCAUGAUUGCUGAGUUUGCUCUUGAUCUUCUCCCUUGCAGGUUCAGUUCAUUGUGAAGUUCAUUGUUUAAGUCUGCUAUAUUGCGGUCACUAUUUCCACGCCUUUCUAGUCAAAGUUUUGCAUUUUCCGCAUGCAACAGGCGCAUUUUGUAGUUAUACUACUGAAACGCUCUGUAGAUCCUCUAUCCUGUACAAAUGCAUGGCAUUGGAAGUUUGACAAACGAAAUGCUUAUUGAGUUAGACGUUUCUGUGUGCAUGCGUGCAUUCAGACUUCUAUCUGUCUGGAAUGUGUCUGGAAUGAGGUUAAACUUUACCUGUGUAAUCUGAUGCGAGCCAUUUGUGUUCGGGGCACAAUCUCUUUUCAAUGUAAACCUGAAAUGAAGGUCAAAGGCAUGGAAUAAAGUAUAGAGUGUUCAAUCCUAAA
Nymphaea colorata (pocket water lily) is the source of this 4445-nucleotide messenger RNA. RefSeq lists its product as uncharacterized. The coding region runs from base 962 to 4078 and encodes 1038 amino acids. The record is from RefSeq and is a predicted model, not a curated record. NCBI's taxonomy places the organism in Eukaryota, Viridiplantae, Streptophyta, Magnoliopsida, Nymphaeales, Nymphaeaceae. The transcript has 5 exons.